Triticum aestivum (bread wheat) is the source of this 2566-nucleotide messenger RNA. RefSeq lists its product as uncharacterized. NCBI's taxonomy places the organism in Eukaryota, Viridiplantae, Streptophyta, Magnoliopsida, Poales, Poaceae. Bases 104 to 2248 code for a protein of 714 amino acids. The transcript is spliced from 4 exons. The record is from RefSeq and is a predicted model, not a curated record.
AAAAGACUUGUCCCCAAAUCCCAAACCCUAACCCGAAGUGACCACGGCGAAGAGCGACUCGGAGUGGAAGAUAGCGGCCGCGGAGGCUAACCCUAACCCGAAGAUGGCGGCGGCGGAGGAGAGCAAAUGGGAGGAGUGGAAUAUGGUGGCGGCCGAGGAGAGCAAAGGGGAGGGGAGCUGCUCCACCUCGAUUCAUCAGGUCGCCCCCGGCAAGGAUUUCGUCAAUAUUCCCUUCUAUGCCGACGAGGGCCCUGCCUGGUCGCUGCUCGUCGGCGUCACGAGGGGCGACCUACGCUUCCACCGUCUUCGCGUGGCGAGAUCAGGGCGGAUCUCCGGUCGGAGCAACGAGGUGCUGGAGAUCUUUCACGACCUCAAAAAGCCGCCGGGGUGCAGCUUGAGGGCCGACGCCGCCUUGGCUCCAGACGGCCGCUCCCUCUGCGUCGUGCAGCAGGUGGAGAACGAGCAAACCCACGCCCUGCAGCUGCAGCUGGAAGCCGAGGAAAAGCUGCGGCCCCUCCCUCCGCUGGCUUGGAGAUCGCUUGGCCGGUGCAUGCCCAUCUCCGCGGACGGCCACAUAUGGGCGGUGUCCGCGAUCCAGCUUUCUGUCUCCAGUUUCCACCUGGUCAUGCAACGCCUCUUCACCCAAGAGGAAGAGGAUGCAGCGGGAGGUCGUUGGGAGCUGGUUGGCAGACCCUUCAAGGAAGAUUGCAAAUUCGACCGCUCCCUCCCCACCUGGGAUGGUAGCUUCCUCCAGGGCUACGUGGUGCUCCCUGGCCAUGGCCUGGAUGGGGGCACGCUGAUUUUGCUCUCCCUCCAAAAUGGCCUUUUCUUCACCUUCGAUUGUUCGGCCACCCCGGAGAUCCAGUGGACCAAGGUAACCCACACUUCAGACGAGUACUACCUCCCUAUCAAUGGCCGUGGCUUGUACGCACAAGAAAGCAAUGCCAUCUACAUGCUCUGGAACAACGUGGUCUACGAAUACAAGCUCACGGUGGUAGAUGAAGAGGAAGAGAGAGGGCUGACAAGGCUCAAGCUGCAUCCACCUGCGAGGAUUGACUCUGUUUGUCCUUUCAUUACAUUGAAAGGAGAUGGCUUCCUCACCCAUCUGGGCUGGGGGGUCAUGUGCUCUGUGUGGAUCAGCCUCGACCUCUCAUGCGGGUGUGACUACCUACAUGCCAUUGUUACCACCUUCCAAAUUGGUCCCCUGCCCGGGGAUGUCAAGGUCCUCCACUCCACCUUCCGUCGGGUGGACAUGUUGCCCAUGAAACACAUGGAUGAAUUUAAAUUAUGCUUUGUGCAAGAGUAUAUGGACGACAAGGUGUUGCCUCAACUCCAGGAAGAAGUCCUUGAUGAUCCUUGCAGGCAUUAUCUCCCACCAAGUCCUCCUAAGUACGUGAAGCCACAUAUCCAUAUUGACAAGGAUCUCUUGUUUAUUAUCUGCCAAGGUUGUUCACAAUCAUUUAUCUAUAGAUAUGAAAUCAAGAUGGAUGAGAUUCCAAUGUUAGAAAGAGCCCCUCCUCUCAAACCACAUUACAUUGUACAUGGAGAUGAUGAUGGUCCCAGGCACUUUUUUCUGAGUAGCUCAAAACUAUGUGCCAUCUCCUUCCUAAAAGAUGGCAUGGAUGUGUUUAAUCUGGACACCACAAGUCACACUAUGGAUAUACUUGCACGCCGACCUGUUUCCGUUGAUCCUUUUGUUAUGGUUAUCCGAGUUGGUCGAGCAACUUUUGCUCUUACCGAGACUCUCCAAGUUUACCGCAAGGCCUACCGUGUUUCUCCUCCUGGAUCCACCUCAUGGGUGCGCUAUCACACAAACCAGUCUAAUGUUCUUGACAGGAAGGUCAAGCUCUCGGGAUAUGUAGCAGUGGGUGAUGAUUCCUUUAUAGUCUCUGAUAGUGUCACAUGUUCUUGUCUUCUCUUUGAGGUGGGCGCCAAGCAGUGGCAUGUUGUCAUACCUUGGACUCAAUGGGGAGAAUACCUACCAAGGCCUAUGCCUAGACACAGCCUUUUAAAGGGCGCAUGUGUGUUUGUUGAUGGUUUUAUCUACACAUGCUCAAAUUGCGGGCUUGCUGCUUAUGAACUACUCUUUGAAAAUGAUCAUGUGUACCUCAAAGGCCCAAUCUUUUUGCCAUUCUCAUGGUUGAGUAAACAAUGGGAGAGUGAAAGAAUGUCUUUGGAUUAUGCUGGCAAAGAGGUGGACUCUGGUGCCAUCUUGCUUUGGGUGGUGCAAGGUGUGCAAGUUCAAUAAAGACCACCCAAGAAUCAGCUAUGGAUAACGGCAGUCCGGGUUGAGACUGAGGAAACGCCUGUAAGAGCAUGAGACCGGUGGAAAUUAAACAUGUCCUUUGUGCCACACCUCUGGUUGAUCAAGUCGAAGGAAUUGAUCAGGAGGAAGUAACCAGAACCACAUGCUUUGGGGUUUCUUCUUGAUUCGGCAGAUUGAUGGGGAGCAAGCAUUUAUUAGUACCCUAUUACCUUAUGCUUUAUUCUCUCAUUUGACCAGUGACAAAGUGAACUUGUAUGCAAUUUAUUAGUACCCUAUAUUACCCAAUGCUUUAUUCUCUCA